CAUAAAAUCUGUUCUUUGUUGCUCAUGGAAUUUUGCAUUUGUCUUGUGUCAUUCUACUUUUUUGUUUUAUUUUUGUAUAAGAAAAAUUAACUUAUUCACCACAUAUAAAAAUAAAAAAUAAAAUGAACGACACCACGUUCACAAGAGGAGAAAUAAUAAGUUUAGUUGUUAGGUUAACUUUGGUGUCGGCAGUUACAUUUUGGAGUGUAAAAUGGAUUAUAAAUCAGAUAGAUCCAACCAAUAAAACAAAAAAGAAAGCUAGGCAAACCGCAGAAGCACAAUUAAAGAGAAUAGCCAGUCCAAUCCCGAUUAAUGAACUCAAUGAUUAUGAAAUGAUGAUAGCGGCACACUUGGUUAACCCUGUCGAUAUUAAAAUAAGCUGGCAUGACAUAGCAGGACUCGACAACUUAGUACAAGAGUUACGGGAAACUGUUAUAUUUCCAAUUCAAAGAAAGGACCUUUUCAGUGAUUCAUCUUUGACAACUGCUCCUAAAGGAGUAUUACUACAUGGUCCACCUGGUUGUGGAAAAACUUUAGUUGCUAAAGCCACAGCUCGAGAGGCAGGAACUUAUUUUAUCAACCUGGAUCUUUCUAUUCUAACGGACAAAUGGUAUGGAGAAAGUCAGAAAUUAGCUGCGGCUGUGUUUACUCUGGCCGUUAAACUACAACCCUGUAUCAUAUUUAUCGAUGAAAUUGAUUCGUUUUUGAGAGCCAGGAGUAGUUCUGACCAUGAGGCCACUGCUAUGAUGAAAGCUCAGUUUAUGUCACUUUGGGACGGGUUGAUUACUGAUACCAGUUGUACUGUAAUUGUUAUGGGUGCCACUAAUAGACCACAGGAUCUAGAUAAAGCAAUAUUAAGAAGAAUGCCUGCAACUUUCCAUGUUCCCAUGCCCAACCUGGCACAGAGAAGACAGAUCUUAAGCCUUAUUCUUCAAAAUGAACCUCUCUCAGAUGAUGUGGACCUAGAAUGUUUAGCCAAAUUAACAGAGGGCUUCUCGGGAUCCGAUUUAAGGGAACUGUGCCGUAAUGCAGCUGUCUAUCGGAUUCGUGACUAUGUUCGCAAUGAAAUUAGCACUAAUCUAAACAGAGCAAGAAUAGGUUCAGGUGGAGAGGGUGACAUAUAUCACGAUGCGUUGCGACCCAUUUCAAUGGACGAUUUGAAAUUCUCAUUUAGUAAAAUGAGAGAGUCAAAGAUUCAUUGCGGUUCUCUUGGAAUGCAGAGCAGGAUAGAUCUCGAUUAGUUGGCGUGGUAUCGUGUGCUGAUACCAAUUUUAACAGACAUGGACAAGUAUGAACGAAAAUGUGAAAACUUUGCAGUAAAUUUUGCUAAAUGCUGUGGUUACAAAUGUUAAUUGUUUUGGCGCGGAGAUUGCGACUCUGCUUGAAAAUUGUUGUUAUGUUUUAGGCAGGUUGUUGUACAUUGUAGAAUUGCGAAUUGGUUUUCUUGUAAAUUUUUAGUGUUUAAACAGGACUUCCUGAAAAUUUUCAUUUCACGUGACCAUGUGUGAAUUAGUCUAGAGUAUACCGUUUGAAUUUUUGGAGAUUUGUUUGUGGAAAAAUAAUCCGCCCUUUUUGAAAUAUUUAUUUUCUAUAUUUUCUCACAGCAUUGGGCUAUUAUUAGACAGUUUCACAAAUGAGUUGCAUUAAACUCUAAAAACGUUACUGUCAAAUAUCCUCUUGUUGGGAUCUCUAACGUGAAAAUUUUUUUUAGAAAAAGUUAAGAUUAAAAACAUUAAUUAAAAAUACAAUUUAGGGGUCAACCUUACAAUAUACUUUUGUUGAGUCUUGAAAAAUCUAUAUGUUGUCUAAAAACCACUUGUGUAGCAUAAAAGAAAAU
This is a messenger RNA of Cylas formicarius (sweet potato weevil), 1837 nucleotides long. Its product is annotated as outer mitochondrial transmembrane helix translocase-like. The coding region runs from base 123 to 1241 and encodes 372 amino acids. Gene Ontology annotation, molecular function: ATP binding; ATP hydrolysis activity. Gene Ontology annotation, cellular component: mitochondrial outer membrane. Lineage: Eukaryota; Metazoa; Arthropoda; Insecta; Coleoptera; Brentidae. The transcript has 4 exons. The record is from RefSeq and is a predicted model, not a curated record.